AUGCGUGUUGAUAACGUUGAUAUGGGUGAUACUAACGAUUCGGAGCACCGUGCCCCUCCCGAUGCAACCUCCAGUGGGGGGCCCUUUUUGGACUUGGAUGCAUUGGCCUUUGAUCCUGGUGCACUCGAAUCGAAUGCAUAUGAGCCUACUUUUGAGAAUGGAUCAGAGGGAAAUGAGUUUGAGUUCAACUUUGACGAUUUAUGGUCUGUGGAUAUGGCUCAACUCCCUCUUGCGGCAGAUGACACCGAUUUCACACAGACCCAUCAGCUUCAAGAAGAUACCAGCUUGCAACAUGAUGGCCUACAGCGCCCAGGGUCUGAUCAACUCGCACUCAACUUCGGGGAUCUCAUGAGAAACAUUUCAGAGUCACCAUCGUCAACUCAAUCACCAAACAUCCUUACUCCGCCAAUCCCUUCUCCCCUUCCCCCAAAGAUCGGUCAUCGCUUCACCCUCGAUGCCAUCCGCUCAUUGAAGGACUGGUUCGCUCGAAACACCGACAACCCCUAUCCAAAUGAAGAAGAGAAGAAUAUGCUGGAGCUCCAGACCGGCUUGACUCGAACUCAAAUUACAAAUUGGCUAGCAAAUGCCCGAAGACGGAGAACUACUACCGAUAGCGGAACCCAGACGGCUUCGGGAAAGUCUGGCAAGGUUCCAUCUGAGUACACGCCAACACGAGCUGGUACUCCCAUCCCGAGAAGACGAUCUGAGAAAGGAAUGCAUCCUUUGCAGAGAUGGGUUGACUCACCACCUGAGAAUGAACCAGCUGCGGUGUCUGCUAUUGCACAUGCGAUGGCUUCGGGUGAAUUAGUCACAUCCAGAAGCCGAAGCCGAAGAGGGACAUUCUCAAGUGACGAGAGAAUACCCCGAAGGCGUGGCCAUAGAUCAACCACGAGCAGUCUUGGAACAUCAAGAAGUGCAUCAACAGACUCACGUUCUUCACGAGGCUCCAUCAGUGGUACCUCAUCACACAGCCGUGGCAGGUCGAUCCAAAAACGAAGACCGCAGAAAACAUCACUUAUGAAACCCCGGCUCACAUUUCAAUGUACAUUCUGUACUGAAACAUUUAGUCGGAAAUAUGAUUGGCAACGGCAUGAGAAUUCAUUGCAUCUGUCUUUGGAACGAUGGGAGUGUUCCCCCGACGGCCCAACAACCACGGAUCCAAAUACUGGCCAAGCCAUCUGCCUGUUCUGCGGUGAGAGUAGCCCAAGUAGUGAGCAUAUAGCUGGUCAUAACCCAUCUGCAUGUCAGGAAAGGUCAUUUAGCAGGAAAGACCACCUCAAGCAACAUCUGCGCCUCGUGCACAACGCUAAAUUAACUGACCUUUCUAUGAAGCUAUGGAGGACAGCACAACCAGAUAUCAUUUCGAGAUGUGGAUUCUGUCAAGCUUCCAUGACUAGAUGGAUUGAUAGAGUUGAUCAUGUUGCGAACCAUUUCAAGAUGGGUUGUACGAUGAAUAAUUGGGUUGGCGACUGGGGGUUUGAGGAUGAUAUAUUGAAGACUAUAGAGAAGGCUUUGCCACCAUAUUUGGUAGAAUUGGAACGCGGAACUCCAUUCCCCUUCGCAGCGAGUGGCAAGCCACCUGAUUCUCCUCGAAGUGCAUACGAGCUCAUCACGCUAGAGUUGGCAUAUUUUAUUUCUAAUCAUAGCGACACUAUUGGGAGUCUGCCGAGUCACGAAAGUCUACAACUGGAGGCUUGCCGCAUCAUGUUUGCCUCUGAAGUAACGUUUCCUGAAGCGAACCUGGACUCUCACGGCAGUCCAUCAUGGUUCAGAGACUUGCUUCUGUCCUCUGACGAGAUUGCUCAACAAGCUCGCUUCGCACCGAUUCGAUCGAGUACGGAGAGUAGACUUUCUGUGUUGAGAGUCAAGGGCAAGAACUCGUUGUUUGAGGAGUGUCCACUGGAGUCACGACUGCAAGCGUUCAUGCGUGAUCGAAGAAUGAGGGGGUUAUCUGAGGUAUCAGAUGGAGAACUACAAAAAGAGGCGGGUCGCAUUUUCAUGCAGAUGGAAAGCGAACUUCAAACGAAGCCAGAAUUUGUGGCUAACUGGUUGAUUGGGUUUCUGUAUAACUCGACGAAUUGGAUAAGCGACUUUCGGCGGCGUGCAGACCUGGUGUCAGCCGAUGACAGCUGGAAACUCCCAUCGCCAGGUAAUAUAGCAUGGUCUACUGAGCCGACAAGUGUCCAGACACAGCAUGAUCUAUCUUGGGUGAACAACCCGUCUCUCUUUGACGGAAAUGGUUGGUCUUUUGGAGAGCAAGCUGGGCCGUCGGGCGCAAGCAUGACCUGGCAAGCAAACGAACCAGACAAGAACGCUGAUCAAUCCACGUUUGAUGCAUCACUCGAUGACUUUACAUGGCUUUGGUCAGACGACAAAUCACCACCUAAAAUACCACAGACGACCCCGAGUCCUGGAGCAGAAGGGGAGUCAGGCCUCCGACCGACGUGGCUUGGUCCGGGGAUCUAUGUCUUGAAUGACCCGAAUCACCUCCCCUGGUUUGCUCGUGAGAUGAAGAGAUGGGUAAAAGCCGCCAUGUCACCGAAUAACCCGAUCUGUCAUGUUCCUUCGGAUGAGGAGCUUAGACAUCAAGCUCGAUGUCUGCUUUACAAUGAUGACGAUCCUUGGAACCAAACACCUGCUGACCACGCGCAAUGGUUGGAGAUGUUCAAGAAGGAGGUUGGAAUUAUUUAA
This is a messenger RNA of Fusarium odoratissimum NRRL 54006, 2691 nucleotides long. RefSeq lists its product as uncharacterized. The transcript has 4 exons. Gene Ontology annotation, molecular function: DNA binding. The record is from RefSeq and is a predicted model, not a curated record. NCBI's taxonomy places the organism in Eukaryota, Fungi, Ascomycota, Sordariomycetes, Hypocreales, Nectriaceae. Gene Ontology annotation, biological process: regulation of DNA-templated transcription. The coding region runs from base 1 to 2691 and encodes 896 amino acids.